ACUUCAUCUGUUCUAGAAUUGUGUGCAGUUUGGGGAGAGGAGGAAGAGGAGGAGAGGAGGAGGAGGACUGUGGGGUCCCUGGUGCUUUUCUUGCAGAUGUUUCAGGACCCAGGUCGGUACUCUCAUCAGUGCUAGAAGGGUGCAGGAUUUGUGGAGAGGAGGAGGAAGAGGAGGAAGAGCAACGUGGUGUUGGAAGCAACUGCCCAUUAUCCCUCUCGUGGGUGUAUCCCAACUCUGUGGCUUCUGUUUUCUUGACCUCUGCUUUGUUUGAGCGCAUAUUUGGACCCUGUAGUUCUUCAUUGGGUUCUGGACUCACACCUUGGCGUGGCUUCCACCUGUGGACUUUGGACCUGGAUUUUGCAGUUUGUCUAGGUGGAUCUGUGGACUUUGAUCCUGGACUUCUGACCAUCUGCCUAAGCUGAGAGUACCAGACACAACAGAACUUUCCUUUUGGCGAGGAUGGGGACCUGGGGAAUAGCACUGGGGACCUGGAGUAUGUGGGGGAGGGAGACCUGAAGUGGACAACAGGGACCUGCCUAGCUUUCCCCAACCGUCCAGCCAAUGCAACUCUCAGGAUUCCCAACCUCUUGUUCAACCAACUGAUGAAAGAGGAAAGAAUUGAAAUUCUCACUCUGUUACUCCAUCCUGCUUCCUGGAUGUGAAAUUCCCAGUGGGGAGAAUAAAUAGAGCGAGCAGCCCGGGUGUGGGGCAGACGGCUUCAUCAUGUCUUCUGGAGGUCUUCUUCUCCUGCUGGGACUCCUCAGCCUCUGGGCAGAGCUGACCCCCGUCUCCAGCCAGGACCGUCCACAGCUUUGUUAUCUUCCUCCUGUUCGUGGACCAUGUAGAGGCAGAAUUCCUCGUUUCUACUACGACUCGGCUUCAAAUGGAUGUAGAGAAUUUAUUUACGGUGGAUGCCAAGGCAAUGCCAACAAUUUUAAGACCAGGGAUGAAUGUCGAUACACCUGUGUUGAGCUUUGUUAUCUUCCUCCUGUUCGUGGACCAUGUAGAGGCAGAAUUCCUCGUUUCUACUACGACUCGGCUUCAAAUGGAUGUAGAGAAUUUAUUUACGGUGGAUGCCAAGGCAAUGCCAACAAUUUUAAGACCAGGGAUGAAUGUCGAUACACCUGUGUUGAAAAACGUGGGAGGUGUCCCCAAGGCCAUCAACAUCCCCAACAUCCUCAACAUCCUCAACAUCCCCAACAUCCUCAACAUCCUCAACGUCCGCAACAUCCUUGCCAGAAUGACUGGAACUGUCCUGGGAGGCAGAAGUGUUGCCGUUAUGGAUUCCUGGUUGAGUGCAAGAAUCCUGCUUAGGGGAGGUUUGCAUCCCCAACGAGGAGACACCCCUGAAUUGGGUCUGAUUCACCAACUUCACUGAGAGGCUUUUCUUUCAUUCUGGAUUAUUCUGGAGACCCUCCCCCAAAUCCCACCCUGGUUCCAUCCCUUCUGUUCUGCAAUAAAGCUUUGCUUUUUGCUGCC
Molecule: messenger RNA, 1479 nt
Organism: Crotalus tigris (Tiger rattlesnake)
Lineage: Eukaryota; Metazoa; Chordata; Lepidosauria; Squamata; Viperidae
Product: kunitz-type serine protease inhibitor bitisilin-3-like
Exons: 5
Coding region: 724-1314 (196 amino acids)
Cellular component (GO): extracellular region
Molecular function (GO): serine-type endopeptidase inhibitor activity
Source: RefSeq, a predicted model, not a curated record